Fukomys damarensis (Damara mole-rat) is the source of this 3002-nucleotide messenger RNA. Its product is annotated as interferon-induced protein with tetratricopeptide repeats 1B. Gene Ontology annotation, cellular component: cytosol. Gene Ontology annotation, biological process: defense response to virus. The transcript is spliced from 2 exons. The record is from RefSeq and is a predicted model, not a curated record. Gene Ontology annotation, molecular function: RNA binding; protein binding. Bases 103 to 1509 code for a protein of 468 amino acids. NCBI's taxonomy places the organism in Eukaryota, Metazoa, Chordata, Mammalia, Rodentia, Bathyergidae.
AUCACACUUAUCUCAGAACCCAUAGAACUCCGUGGACGAAACUGAAAGGAGCCUCCCACCCUGCCUGAAAGCACUUCCCAGCACCCGCUAUCUCUCAGCACCAUGAGUAAGGAAUCUGAUGGAAAUCCAAUGGAACACAGCCUGCUUCAGCUGAGAUGUCACUUUACUUGGGAGCUGAUAAUUGAAGAUAUUGACAUGCCUGAUUUAGAAAACAGGGUUUUGGAAGAGAUUGAGUUCCUUGACACAAAGUACAAUGUGGGAAUUCACAACCUCCUGGCCUAUGUGAGACACCUGAAAGGCCAGAACGAUGAAGCCCUGCAAAGCUUGAAAGAAGCUGAGGACUUAAUCCAGAGGGAGCACGUGAACCAGUCAGACAAGAAGAACAUCGUGACCUGGGGCAACUAUGCUUGGGUGCAUUACCACAUGGGCAGGUUGGCAGAUGCCAAGAUGUACCUGGACAAGGUGGAGAACACUUGCAAGAAGCUGGAAGGUCCGUCACGUUUUAGGAUGGAGUGUCCUGAGAUGGACUGCGAGGAAGGAUGGGCCUUGCUGAAGUGUGGAAAAAGAAACUAUAAGCGAGCCAAGGCCUGCUUUGAAAAAGCUCUGGAAGUGGAGCCUGAAAACUCUGAAUUCAACACUGGAUACGCCAUUGUGGCCUAUCGCAGUGAGAACAACAGGAAUGCAAUUUCUCUAGACCCCUUGAGGAAGGCCAUGAGGCUAAAUCCAAAUGACACAUAUAUCAAGGUCCUCCUUGCCCUAAAGCUUCAGGAGAUAGGAGAGGAAGCUGAAGGAGAAAGGUGCAUUGAAGAAGCCCUGAGCAAUAAGUCCUUCCAGACUUAUGUCUUUCGAUAUGCAGGCAAGUUUUACCUAAGAAAGGGCUGUGUAGAAAAAGCUCUUCUGUUCUUUGAAAAGGCCUUGCAGGCAACUCCCAACUCUGCCUUCUUGCAUUACCAGAUUGGACUUUGCUACAAGACACAAAUGAUCCAAGUAAAGAAGACUACAAACAUGCAGCCAAGAGGCCGGGAUAAAGAAAAUGUGGACAGAUUGGCCCGAUUGGCUAUAUUUGAAUUUCAAAGCACUUUACAACUAAAGCCCACAUAUGACAUGGCUUAUGUGACUCUGGCUGAAAUGUAUGCAGAAACGGGCCAAUUAAGAAAGGCAGAGGACAAUUUUCAAAAGUUAUUCCACAUGAAGAACAUCGAUAAUCACAUACAACAAGAGAUUCAUUUCCGCUAUGGACGUUUCCAAGAAUUUUACAGGAAAUCUGAAGAUAAGGCAAUCACUCAUUAUUUAAAGGGUCUAAGAAUAGAAGAAAUGUCAUAUGCCACAGAAAAACUUCUAAGUGCUCUGGAGAAAUUGGCUGAAAGACGUAUGCACCAGAAUAUUCACAUUGUGGAAAGCUUUGGCCUCCUUGGCCUGGUCCACAAGUUGAAAGGGGAUAUGAAUGAGGCCCUCCUGUGCUAUGAGAAGGCUCUGAGGCUCACUGAACACCUGAAUCCUAUGUUUUGAAGGACAACUUACCACUACCAGUUUCAUAUUCUCAUAACUAAAUACAACCACACUCUCUCCUAGUUGCUACCUCCAAAAUGUAUAACCUGGUAAAGCACAAAGUUGUUGGACACAACUCACCUUCUUCUGCCUACCCAGCCCCACUUUCUUUGCCCUGCAUCGUGUGUAGUGUGUCUACAAGAGGAUCCUUGCUCAUCCACCAACUCUCUUGCAUUAGUUGACCAGGGAUGAUUUGUGCUGUUUGGGGUACAAACGUAUGGACUAACAAGAAUUACUUUCUUUAUGAACAUGCCUUUGGAAUGAACAGCUUCCUUCUUCAGACUGCUGGUGUCCAGGACAGAGACUUCCACAGGGAAGGAUUGUUUUUAUUUAUUUAGGUACCGGGGAUUGAACUCUGGACCUUGCAAUGGCGAGGCAGAUGGCAGCACUACUGAGCUAAAUCCCCAGUAGGAAGGGUUAUUUUUCAAGUGGCCAAAAGCUCUGAGCUGUGAGAGGAUGUAAGAGCAAAACAAAGGACCAAAAAUAAUAGAUAACACAGAGGAUGGAGAUUCGGGAGUUGCCUAUAGAAUUUGAACUUGAAGUUCCAUUUCUCCAGGCCUUAUUGUUGUAGACAAGAACUGAUGGUAAGUAAACCCAGCGCACAGCUUUAUAAUCAGUUCUACCUUUUGUCUACAUGUAUCUACCUGCUAACACAAGGAACCUAUAUGAUCCAAACACAUAGCUGAACAUUUGUUCAUAGUAUAGAAGACUUUUAAUGAAUAAGGGGCACAAAAGGAAGAAGAUUGAUUGAGUUCCCUGCCACAUAAAAUGGCCCUAACCCCACACCCUAAAUGGCUCUUCCUGGCAGAUAAUAAAUCACUCCUCAUUAGGGGGAAACAAAGACCCAACUUUCCUGCCACAAAGAUCUCCCACCUCUAGUCCUUCCUUCCCACUGGAAAAUCCAAACCUGCCAAUGGAUUUAAACCUCACAUCUGGCUGCAGCAAACAUCUACCUCCACUAUGUCCCCCACUUAUGACCCUUUGCCCAUUUAAAACCUCACCCAGCCAGCCCCUCCGUGCUGCUCUUGCCAUUGUCCGAGACAGCCGGGCACCCUAUCCUCUGCACCCUGGCCCCCUAAUAAAGGCCUACUUUAGGGUGUUCCUGUCUCUGGCUCAAUUCCCAUCCUCUCAGAGAUAGUGUUUUUGGGAUGUACAAAUCAAAAACGACAUAGAUUCAUACAGUUUUUAGGAGCUUAUUGGGUUAUAUGCGAUAGAAUUACCUUUGUCUCCUGACCAAAAAUAUUAAUUACUUUUGCUAAGAUCACAUAUUCUUUGUAUUUUGCUGGGUACAUUCACAGUGGUAUGUAUUCUAUGGUGGUGUGGACACAGAAAACUACAGUACCAAGUUACCCACCACUGAGAAUGUUCAGACGAAAGAACCCAUGCAAUUAUACACACUACCAAGUAUUUUUUUAAUUUUUAAAUUUAUUUAUUUACUUACUUUCUGUUACCAG